This is a messenger RNA of Lingula anatina, 15784 nucleotides long. RefSeq names its product intermembrane lipid transfer protein VPS13D. Gene Ontology annotation, biological process: protein retention in Golgi apparatus; protein targeting to vacuole; mitochondrion organization. NCBI's taxonomy places the organism in Eukaryota, Metazoa, Brachiopoda, Lingulata, Lingulida, Lingulidae. Gene Ontology annotation, molecular function: protein binding. The record is from RefSeq and is a predicted model, not a curated record.
GCGAACAUCGUGAAAGUGCAACUAAACUGCUCAAUGAUUAAUUUUAACUAAGUUCACAGUUAUUUGAUGGCAUAAUCAUUUAUCGCUAAGCGUUGUUACGAGCAGAAUUACAUCUGUACUAUAUCAGUAGGCAGUUAUGCUUGAGGGCCUUGCAGCAUGGGUUCUGAACACAUAUGUAGGGGAAUAUCUGGAGAAUCUCAACACAGAUCAACUUUCCAUUGGUUUACUGCAGGGUGCCGUGGAGUUGGAAAAUCUUCCAUUGAAAAAAGAUGCUCUCAAAAGUUUAGACUUGCCAAUUGAGGUCAAAGCAGGAUUUGUUGGUAAAAUCUCUCUGCAGAUCCCAGUGAGAAGACUGAAGAGUGAGCCUUGGGUUAUCUCUCUAGAUAAGGUCUACCUAGUAGCAGGGCCUCUGUCACAUAAAAAGUAUGAUGAAGAAAAAGAGCAGAAAAUUAAAGAUGAAAGAAAGAGAGCACAACUCCUUGAGUUAGAAACCAAAUGGAAGGUAGCAAGACAAGCUCAUGUAGAAACCUCUUCAUGGCUUUCUCUGGGAUAUUCUUUGGUCUCCAACAUUGUGGAAAACCUACAGCUGAAAGUCAACAAUGUCCACAUCCGCUAUGAGGACAACCAGACCAUCCCUGGAUGCUCUUUUGCCUGUGGGAUAAGGAUUAAAAGCCUGUCUGCUCAGAGCACAGAUGGAAGUUGGGUGCCAAAGUUUGUUCACAAGGCAGAGGCUGGGGUGAUGCACAAGCUGUUAGAUCUCCAGGAUUUCUCCAUAUAUUGGGACACAGAUGCAAAAUUGUGUGGAGACAUGACUAGCAUGCAAGAGCUUGCUGAUGUUUUAAUAAGAGACAUGGGCCAGUCUGCUUCCACUGGGAUUUUCAAAGAUCACAAUUUCAUCCUGGAGUCAGUGAAUGCAGAAGCCAAGAUGAAGAGGAACACAUCAGAGCUUCCAAUUAGGUCCACGACCACUCCUAGGAUCAACCUGGACAUCAAACUACAGCAGCUGCCCAUAUCCCUGAGUGAGGGCCAGUACAGGGGAAUGGUGGCUUGGAUGAAGGAGUUUGACAGAUAUGAAAAACACAGGAUAUUCAUGAAAUGGAGGCCUUUCUGUACUGUGAUAGAAGAUCCUAAGGCCUGGUGGUUGUAUGCCAUUAACUCCAACCUGUUCUCCAUACAAGAAAGAUGCAAGAGACAGAGCAAGGAGUACAUCCUGCAGAGGGCCAGGGAUAAUGUCGUAUAUGUGGAAGGCUACAGGAGAGAACUCAAAAAUGAAUAUCUGACACCUUCUCAAAUAGCUGUGAAAGAAAAGUUAUUGAUGGAGUUGAGCUUUGAAGAGUUGAAAAUUUUGCAUGAACUAGCCAUGGAGUUAGUAACAGCAGAAGAGAAGCACAAGGAAAGGGAAGAGCAGAAAAAGCAAGAGAAAUCAAAACAAAAUGGGAAGGGUGCUCCCCAGGCCCAGCAGCACUACCUGGGGAUGUUUCAGGGGUGGUGGAGUGGCUGGGGUGGGGCCUCUACAACAGCUGCAAAGUCUACAGGGGAACCACCCCCACAGGAUAAAGAAGAGAAGCACCCCCUUCCUGAGUUAGAUGAAGAUGAGCCUCCUGCAAAAAUAGCUAAACAUGAAAUAGAGCAAGAAAUAAUGGAUGUUUUCCAUGAGGCUGAAGAAAAUACUUCACUGUUGAAGAGGGAUUUUGUGUUUGCCAGACUGAACUUCUGUCUGCAGAGUGGCUCUUUCCAAUUAAAGGGUGAAAAUGCUGCAUCACUUACUACAGACACCCAUGGCUCAAGUCCCCUCCUCGUUCUGGAGUGUACUAACAUCAAGAUGGAGUUUGAGAGUAGACCACGGUUCAAGUCUCUGCUGUUUGGCAUCAGUGUGGAUGGGUUGGUGCUGAAGGACCUCCUGACACCCAACACUGUCAUGCCCAUACUAAUCUCUCCACAAAUGAGGGACAGAAGCAGCCAGGUGAAGCAUUUCUUCACAGGUUUUGGUGGUGUUGGGGCAGACCAGCACCCUCAGGAACACGGAGGGGCUCUGUUCUCACACUCCAGAGUGGCAGAGGAGGCCAUAUUCCAGUUUGAGUAUGAACAGAAACCACUGGGGAGUACAGCAGACCACAGGGUAUUUAUGAAGACAAAGCCUCUAAACAUUGUCUACAACCCUUUCACUAUUAAGAGAGUGAGAGAGUUUUUCAAACAGAGAGCAACUGGCAUUGCACAAAAACAGUCUGAGAUCCAUUUAGCAGUUGAUGCAAGAAGAAAAUAUGAAGAACUGAAAAAUCAAACUAAAGCUGAAUUGAAGCAUACUCUUGAUCAAAUGUUGGAGGGAAAGGAACAGAGAAAAGCCAAGCGUUGGGAAUUCAAUCUUGAUAUCACUGCCCCACAGUUUGUGUGCCCAGAGAAUUUCCAGGAUCACAACACAACUUUAGUGGUGUUUGACUUUGGCCACCUUUACUUCAGGAAUUCCUCGGCUAAGAUCAAGAAGAAGGACAUGGAGAUGCAGGCCUCUAUUGAUGAUGAUGAUGAGGACUUCCAAACUCCCAGCAGUACUCCACCUGGUGAGGAGGAGGAGACAGCUGAUGGGGAGGAGGACUCUGACAAUGUCUCCCAGGCAACCACAGUGACGUCCAAUGAGCUGUCAGAACUUUUGGCUGCCAAUCUUCCUGCACACGAUUUGAGGAGUAGACUCUAUGACAAGUAUAUCCUUGAACUCACAGAGUUACAGGUGAUGGUAGGCAAAGGGAAAGACAACUGGAAACAAGCCCACUAUAAAGGUUCAGGGCACAUGCACAUACUGGACAGGUUCACCAUAUCUCUGCAGUUUGAGAGAAGACUCCUGUAUACUGAUGAUCCCUCCUUCCCCAGUGCAUCCAUGUCAGGAAACAUGCCCAGUCUGGUGAUGCAUGUUAAUGAACAGAAGGUGAAGGCGUUGAGGAAGUGUAUAGACACCAUCUCCAGUGACCCAGUCCGCCCCUCCCCCACUACCACCCCAUCCCCUGCCACACCUGACACACAGCAUACACAGCUGGGACAGUCCACAUACCAGCUUAUGUCAGAAGCCCAGAUGCGUCAGCGCAGAGAAGUAUCUCAAGAAAGUGUUUUAUUACUGCUGCAGUUCACCAUAAGUCAGAUGGCACUGGAUAUCCAGAGUAGAGGUCUCCCUGUGGCAGAGAUCCAGGUUUCAGGAGUCAGUGUGAAUGCUACCAAGAGGACCUUUGACACCUCAGCCAAGUUCUCUCUGCACAGCCUACUGGUGGUAGAUGCCAUGCAGACCUUUGGAAGAGAUUUUGAACUCUUGGUCGCAUCGCACAAACGAUUAAGCUUAGACAGCCACAGUGGCAGCAUGCGUGACUCAGAACCUACCUCCCCCACUUCCCCACAUUCCCCCCAGUCCCCGCAGUCCCCCUGCUCCCCCCAGUCCCCCAGUGAUAAGAUGCUGGCCUCCAGGAACCCUCAGACCAGCCUCAGUGCCUUCCAGUCAGCUUUCACCACAGCCUGGCAGAGCCUGAACCCACUGGCAGCCAGGAGGAGGGAGCGUUCAUAUUCCUUUGACCCAGAUCGUGCCGCCUCCCCAGUUCCUCAGCAGCAGCACAAUUUUAUACCAGUAGACGACACAAAUCAAAGUGAGGAUGCUCUGAUUUAUCUGGAGUUAGAACAAGUAGAGCCAGGAGGGCAGGCUGGCGGUGGCAAUGAGGAAACUGAGAGGAUCAUCAACUUACAGUUUAACAACUUGGAUGUUGUAGUCAACCAAGAAACCAUAGUGGAGCUCCUGAGGUUUUUCAAGGAGAUAGCUCCACCCCAAGCUCAACACAAGUCCAAAAAGCAUUCAAAGAAGAGCGAGUCACUCGUGAAAAGCAUGCGGAGUAUGAAUAAAAGUGAAUCAAUUUUGCUAAAUCCUGGCCUGGGUGCCAUGAAAACCACAGUAACAGCUGAUGUCCGUAGGUUGAAUGUCAUGUUGAUGAGAGUUGUAGAAAAUGAUUAUGCCAAAGAGGCAAAGAAGGUCGCUAUGGCAACCAUGAGUAGAACAAAAUUCUGCACCACAUUCCAUAGCACAGGAGAAAAGAUGUGUUUCGAUGCCUAUCUGGGAGGACUUCAGCUUAAAGACCUCACUUACGACGGUCCUUUUCUUCACCGUAAGACGGUCUUCAGUGUGGGUCACGACCCAGAGUGCAGCACAAACUAUGACGAGUUCUCUCACACAGAGAUAUACAACACGGCAUAUGAAUCUGUCCUGGAUGCAGAUUGCCUUGAUAAGGCACUGAUAUUCCAAUAUUCAGAAGGAGGGACAUUUAUGGAUGAGUCUGAAACUUUUGAUAACUCCCACUUUCUUAGGGAUGACAGUGCCAGAUGUGUAGAAAUAAGAAUGGCGUCGCUUCAUUAUAUUCACUCCCCAAGCUUCCUUAGUGAUCUGACAUUGUGUGGGUCUGAUAUCAAGGAUUAUCUGACAGGAGCCAUGGAUAACAUCAAGACUGCAGCCACAGAAAUGGCCAUGGGGUUUGUGUCUAAGAAAUCAGACCACAUGGGCACCUCUCAGUAUCCCCUGGCUACAUCCCACUUAGGUGAGCCUAGCAGAAUGUAUGGUUCGGAGGAAGAUGUGUUCAGCAUGAUGGACAGACAGGGUGACAUCCAUGAAGGGGACGACAAGAAACUCGUGAUCAGUGGCAUACUUCAGAGCCCAGUGAUAGUGUUGCCUCGCACUCCUACAAGCUCUGAAGUUCUGGUGGCUUAUCUUGGGAAGACUUAUUUCAGAAACAAACAGCUGGAAGAGGUGCCGACUUUGCCUAACAUUCCCUUUUCUGAAUCUUUCCUCAAUGUGGAAGAAGAAGAAGAAGAAGGAGAGAAAAUGUUCAUUGAAAUUCGAGACAUAAGAAUGUACAGCAGAGAUGAAAAGGACAUUGUUGAGAGCGAAGCUGUAAAUCAUUCACUGCCUGAAAUUUAUUCCAAAGCUCGCUGCGGAGUCCCAAUAUUACAUGAUACUAUUAUAGAACUCAAAAUAGAAAAACAAGAGCCCCAAAUAGGCUAUAUCAAUAGAAACUCAACCCAAGAGUUUUCAUUGGAUGAGAAUGUGUUUCCACAAUUUGGGGACCAGACUCUGUCAUAUGAGUCUCCAGAUACUGUGAUACAGAUCAGUGGCAGGGUUGUGACUCCACUCAAACUAGCCCUUCACAGGCAAGUCUAUGAGCAGAUUUUACAAACAUUGGACAAUCUUACGCAUAAUAAUGAGGAAUCACAGUCAAAUGAGUCUUUUCAAGGCAGUGAAGGAAAUGAGAGCAUGCCGACCACAGAGUCCAGCGUGAUGUCGGUGCCUAGUAUGUCAGCCUUGAAACUUGAUAUGGGGGAGGUGGCCUCAAGUACCAGUAUUACAAGCAUUUCCAGCUCAACGGUCUCUAGUCAAGCAAGCAACCCCAUUGCAAUAAGAGCAAAAUUUGACUUGCCUAUAUUUGAUAUUGAGAUGCAGAAUGAUCUGGGAGGGGAGCCAAAUAAGUCCAUUGUACUUGUUAGUUUCAAGGAUUUUGUGGUGGAUUAUGAGAAAUCCAACCCUUACAUAACUGAAAUUGAAGUGGCCCUCCAAUCACUAACUGUGAAAGAUUUGCUGCAGGAUGAACAAACUAAACAUGGCUUCCUGAUGGUGUCAAAAGGCGCUCUUCCCACAGGAGAGUUUGCUGCUGCGGGUGAAACUAAAAUGUACAUGUCCACGUCUUGCCCCGAUAGUAUGAUACAGGCUGCGGCUCCUGACAUGCCGCCAUCUUUGCCAAGCAGUUUGCGACAGGAGAAUGUCUUCACCGCCCGAGCUGCCCAGUCUAAAGGCAGCACAGCAAGCAGGACACAUAGGUCCAGACAAGAGAAGGAUUCAGAUGAGAGGGAUACAUUUGCCAAAACCAGUUUAUCUGCUGGCGUAAUGCCGAUACCUCGCUCUAAAAUGUCCCAUGUUCCUAUCCCCAAUCUACUUAGAAGUCAGCGCUUGCCUACAUGGCCCAGUGAGUACCCCAGCACACCCCCUCCCACCCCCCAGCUGUCCCUGCCUGCCAUGCUGCCCCAGGACAGGGACAGGGGGGAGGCCCUGGUACACAUCAAGGUACAGCUGGUGGAUAGGAAGUGCCCUGAGUUUGCUACCACUUACAACAAGACGAAUCGUUUUAUAGAUGUUGAUUUUAAUGGGCUGGACACUACAGCCAAUCUCAACACCUGGGUAGUGGUGUUGGACUUCUUGGGGAUGGGAGCCAAGAUACAUGACACGGAGGCUUAUUCUGAGAAGACUGACCCAAUGACCCCACCAGCAGCGGAUACUGUUAGUGAAGAGUCAGGAGAAAAGGAAACGGUCAACUCCGAAAUAGAACUGAAAGUGAAGAGCCUCAACCUCCUGCUGAACAAAAAAGAAUAUGAACUUGCCAAAGCCAAUGUGUCCAACUUGAAGUGUCACCUGAAGCUACGAGAUGGUAACAUGGCUGUGUGUGGUCAGCUGGGCAGUAUGUCCUUGACUGACCAGUCACCUCAUGGGGUGCUGUACAGGGAGAAGUUCAUGACAACAGGGACACAGGCUCUGGACUUUGACAUAUUCAAGUAUGGCACACCAGACCCCAUGUUACGGCGUGAGUUUGACAUGAGUGUGAAGCUCCGCAUGGCUUCCGUACGCUACACGCACUCUCAGAGAUUCAUAUCAGAAACUGUGGCAUUUAUUCAGCACUUCAACCAGAUGCAGGAGGUGCUGGGGCGCAUGAGAGCCUCCAGCUCUGGACAGAAGAUUGAUGAGAAGGCAUCUCGUGGUGGCAGAAUGAAACUUGACAUAGUGGCAGGUUCCCCCAUCAUUCUUAUUCCUCACAGCUCUAAGACCACAGACAUUUUGGUGGUAGACCUGGGCACACUCACUGUGAAGAACACUUUCAAGUUUGCUGACAAUACAGUGAAAUCUGAGUUCACUCAUAAAAAGAAAGAAAGGCAUUCCUCUUCUAGCUCUGUGGGUGAAGAACCAAAAAACUCUACCCAUUCCAUGCCCCUGUCUCCAAAGAAAGCUGUUGACCCAAUGUCCAUGAGUAUUUAUGGGGGUUUGGACACAGAUUGGAGGGAAGAUACUAUGGAAGCCACUGAAUCUAGUGCAAUAAGUGAAUCCGCUCAAACAGCAUCAUCUACAAGUCCCAGGUGUAACUCAUCAAAACCAAAGCUUGAGAAAAAGCCCUCACUCCAAAGACAAGACAGUGUGAAUGGCAGAAAGCUGGGGUGGAUUCUUAACCCCCCGCCUUCCUAUGAGGAGAGUGUGGAACACGUGUGUUUGUUGGAUGUCCUGUCUAUCAGCCUGGAGGACAUGGACCUGUACUCUGCUGAGAGGGUGGAGAAGGGGGAGUACAGCAGUAGUACACCACACCUGGACUUUGUUUUCAAUACCUGUGUUAUACAAAGACAGGCGGUCAAGCUUCUGAAACAAAAAUGUGCUCUGAACCUAGAAGUGGAAAGAAACCUGGAUGGCGACCUCAGUCACAGUGUUCCAGAUUUCAACAUCAACGGCACCCUGUCCUCAGUUCACUGCUCUAUAGAUGUUAACCAAUACAAGCUGGUCCGAGGGUUGUUGGAUCACAACCUGGGGGAGGCUGUGGAGGAGUUCAAGAGACCAUUGCUCACUGAAAUGCAAGAUCCUAAGAAUAUUACUGUUUUGAGUGGCCAUGUGUUCAAAGCCAUUGCCAUAUGUAUAGAGCUGAAGAAUGUGAGCGUGGAGUUCCUGAUGGCCCAUGAGCAGCCUGACUGUCCUGAGGUCUCUCUUGCCAGGCUGGACUUCAUCAAAUCCAAACUCUGCUUUGAAAGCUACUCAGAUCAGACCAAAGAUGUGGACUUGGUGUCUCAUGAAAUCAGAGCUUCUGAUACAAGAUUUAGAGACUUCCCAGACAACCACAAAUCCAGCAUCUUCCAAGAAAUUCUCCACCCCACAUGCCACCAGGGAGAACACAGGGCUCUGCAGAUGGAGCUCCAUUACCGCUCCACUAAAGAUGCUGUCCACUACACUGCACUGCUCAACAACAUGAGACUGCUGUGUAUAUUUGACUGGCUGCUGGAAGUGCAAGAAUUCCUCUCCACUAGCCCCGAGGACCCUUUCAGCUCCAAUUUUAACAAGAGGCACCCCAGCCAGCAUCAAGUAGCAGUAAGCAUGGUGGAUGGAAUUGCCACAAAGAGGAAGCCACCCCAGUUUCAGGAACAGAAACCAAUGGAUUUGAAACUGAACAUCACAGAGACAGAGUUUGUAGUGGUGGAGAAUAUGACCACAUGGGACACUAAGGCAGUCAUUUUGAAGAGCACUGCAGUAUUGUCAUACAGAUCAGCCACAGAGAGGCCCCUGUCCUGUAGCCUACAGAGCCUGGAGGUGUUCUCCUGUACCCUGAAUGCAGAGAAUGAGACUGCCCUCUCCAUCAUAGACCCUAUGACGGUGUCCAUUGAACUGAGUGGGACAGGGAGGAGGGGGGACAGCGGGGCACAUGGCCUGGCUGAUGCUGCUGUAGAUGACAGACCUCCUGUGUUAGAGGCCAGCUUUAAUACAUUAAACAUCAGGUUGUCUUAUAAUGACCUGAAGUUGUUUCUUGCCAUCAUGAACUCUGUGCCAGAGCAGGCGUACCAAGCCAAGAAAAGCAAGAGUGACCUGGCCAUCACAGCAGACACAAUACCAGCUGAGUCUAAAUAUUCAGUGGAAGCUUUCCAGUCCCUGCACAAUCUAGGCUUCAAGUACAGUGACUGUGAGCUGGCGUUACAGGAGUGUGGAGGGAAGCUGGAUGAUGCUGCUCUCUGGCUUACAACCAAUGCUGAGCCGGUGAGGAAGGCAAAACAAGGUGGGGCGAAGAAAGAUGAUGGCCAGCUAGGAGGCAUGAACAUUUCUGGAGUAGAGCUGAAGGCAAACAGUAUCUGUCUGUGUCUGAUUGAUGAUUGUCUGGAUGCUGAUGUGCCUCUUACAGAGUUCACCAUCUCAGGAUUAUCCGUUCUUCAGACCUUGAGGAACAAGUUGACAGGAAAGGCCAACUUCACCUUAGCAGCUGAUUACUACAACAGGAAACUUUCAGGCUGGGAGCCAUUUAUUGAGAGUUGGAAUUGCACUGUGGAAUGGCAGCAACAUAUGUACCAUGAGACCCCAGAAGACAACAGUUUGACUGUAUCAGUGUCAGCAUUUAACCCUUUGAAUAUCAACCUGACCAGUCCACUGUUAGAUUUGUAUAAGAAAACCAAGGUGAAGUGGACUGAGGAUUACUAUAAAACUGAAAGUCCACAAGACAUGCCCUCUGCUGGAAAGAGAAGAGUCCCUUUUGUACCCUAUGGACUGAAGAAUUUGACUGGAUGCAAGCUGCAGUUUGGCACGACAACUGAUAUGACCGAUAGCUGGGGCAGAACCACAUAUCUGGGUGGCGCCAUCUACAACUGGAGAACAGUGAUGCCUGGAGAUGAAGUAUCAUUUCUGUUUGAGGAAAAGGGAAAGAUGAGACAUCAGAAAACUCACGAACUGAAAGUCCACCAGAUUGUAGUGAAGGUGGAUGGAUGGAAGACAGCCAGUCCAGUAUCAGUGGAUAAAGUGGGGACGUACUUCAGGAAUGCUGAUGCCGAAGUGAAUACAUCCUCCAGUUUGUUUAAAGACCUGCCCACAGCCAGGUUGGUGUUUGACAUCAAGAUAGUGGGCAGUGCAAAGAAGGUGAUCACAGUGAGAUCUGCUCUGAAGGUGGUGAACAGGCUGGAAGAUGUUGUGGAAAUCCAGGUCCACAAUAUGCUGAGCAACACUGAGAAGCCCCACAUCUUUUCCCUGGACCCAGGGUGCCCCCUGUACAUCCCUGUACCCCUGGUCCACUGCCGCCUCCACGCACGUCCCCGCGGCUGGAGCAUGGCCUACUGUCAGAAACCCAUCUACUGGACACAUGUCCAGAAACCAGGCGAGGUCCGGGACAGCUUGAGGAGCUGCCAUACUGUCAAUGGAGAGGGCAUAUACAGAUUCUGUGUUGAAGUUAAGAAGGAAAACUUCCCCAUGGACUACGCCACUAAGAAGACGGACACCAUGGCUGAGGUGUUCAUGCAUCCAGGACACACCCUGACACUAGUGCCCCCUACUGUCAUUGUCAACCUGCUCCCCAUAGAGCUACAGUACUAUAUUAAAGGCACUCAGAUCAAGGGAGCAAUCAAACCUGGGAAAGAGAAACCCUUAUUUGCUGCUGACAUCAGCCAAGCCAUAGAAUUAGGUAUUCUCCUGGAGAACUUCCCCACCUGUAGAGAGCUGGUCAUCCCUCCAGGUGUGACAGAUUACCUGGUGAAGAUUAGGCUGUAUGAUACAUACAGCAGACUGCUGGAGCUCAUGGUGAGAAUACAUGCAAGGAAAGGAGGAGCACUGAAGCUGCACAUCUUGGCCCCCUACUGGCUGGUGAAUAAGUCAGGCCUCCCACUGCUGUUCAGACAAGACAGUGCUAAGACGGAGGCGGCAGGACAGUUUGAGGAACAUGAACUGGCCAGGAGUCACGCACCUCUGCUCUUCAGUUUUGCAGACAAAGAUGCUCCAUUCCUGUGUAUUAUGAGACUGGGGAAACAUGUACAUGAAAACUCCUUGUCACAGUGGUGCCACAGAUUCAGUUUGUCAAGAGGAGUUGGCAUGCGCCAGCUGCAUGUCACACCAAGGGAUAACAGAAAAGUGGACAAAGUGUAUAACAUUGGCAUAGAGAUUCGGCAAGGCCAAGGUCGCCAUAGAGACACCUACAUUGUGACCUUCACCCCAAGAUUCACCCUGGAUAAUAAAUCUUCGUACAGACUGGCAUUUGCACAGAGACACCAAGUGACUGGCAAGGGCCCAGAGAAUCCAUCAGGUGUGUUUAGUGCUUACCCCAACUCCAGUCUGACGUUCCACUGGCCGCGCCAGGACCUGGAUACACUGCUGUGUGUGCGCAGGAUGGAUGACAUGGACUGCUACUGGUCAGGGGGAUUCUUUCUGGAUAAAGUAAACUCUUUUCAUGUCAACAUGAGGGGUCCUCAGAAGAUGCCACUAUUUUUAAGAGUGGAUGUGGUAUUACAGGGCGCCACUUACUUUGUGAUAUUCUCUGAUGCUGAUCAAAUGCCUCCACCUUACAGAAUUGACAACUUCUCAGAGGUGCCCCUUGUUGUAUACCAAAGAGAUGUGGUGGAUGAUCGACUCAGAACAUUGAUAAAACCAAAAACUUCAUGGCCAUAUGCAUUAGAUGAGCCCAGCCUGCCCUCCAUAUUGGCUUGCUGUGUCCAGGGCGGGACCAAGGCCUACUAUGAUCUGGACAGGAUAGGGGACGGCCAGCAGCUCCAUUAUGAGAACUUCUUUUAUAUAGCUGUCACAGGCACUUUUAUCAGAGAACCCCAGCCAGGUUCCCUGCAGCCCCUCUCCUCAGACUUGGAGUCCCAGAUGUUGGUGCUGGACGUCCCCACAGACUCCACUGCCGUGGUCUUCAAGAGGAAAGAGACAGGUAAGAGGUCUCAGCUGUGGAGGAUGACCACCAGUGGUCUGAUACAACAUGAGGGGUCUGCCGUCCCCAGGGACCCCAGGAAGAGUCCAGCCAAGGACAAUGUGUUUGUACUGGACAUCUCAGCCAUAGCCCCUCUGCCCACCCAGUACGUACCCCUGAUGCUGAGGAAGAUGGACCCCAGGAGGAGAGCCACACAGACAUGGCAGUUCACUGAGGAUGGUCGCUUGGUUAGUGCCUUUGGCAGCCUCAGUGUCCAGUCCCGAGACGGGGUCACUGGACUGAAGGAUGGGGCAGCUGUGGUGGUGGGACCUGGCCUCCCACUGACCAUUACAGGCAGUUCAGAGUCCAGCACCCCUGUCCCUGUGUACAUGGCACUAGGCAGACAGAAGAUGAGGAGUGGCUCUGGUGUACUGGCUGUCAGGGUGAUACCAGAUGGUCCCACUAGAGUACUGGAGAUUACUGAUCUCAUGCAGAGGGAUGUAGCAUUGUCAGACUCUGAUGACUACACCAUGGUAACAGAGAGAGGGACAGAAAAACGGAGAAGCAGCAGUAGUAUAACAGACCAUGACAAGAUAGGGGAGUUGAAGGUAUCCUUAAAUCUCCAUGGUGUGGGCAUUUCCCUGGUCAACCACAUCCCUGAAGAACUCGUAUACAUCUCAUUCAUGGACAUUGACGUGGGAUUUUCUUCCAAGAGGGGGUCACAACUUCUGGAGAUGUCUGUCAAGAAUGUGCAGGUUGACAGUCAGUUGUUUGGCGCCCUGACCCCAGUGGUGCUGUUUGUUACCAGGUUAAAAGAGGGCAUCAGAGACGACUCUCCUGCACUGCAGAUCUCUGCACAUAAAGUGGCCAAUAAGGAAUGGAAUGCUGAAAUAUACAAGCACCUGGCUGUCUAUAUGAAGAGAAUGACUUUGAUCAUUGAGGAGCGUUUGUUGUGGAAAUUACUGCAAUUUGCUGACAUUGGAUUGGAUGACAGUGACUUAGAGCAAGUUGAUGAAAGUGACUUCUCAGCACAAAGAAACCAAGCAGUAGCCACAGCCAUCCAGGCCAAGAGAUACUACUUUGGAGUGCUAAAGAUCCAGACGCGCCGUAUCAACCUGGGCAUGCACACGUCCACCAAGCUGCCCCCUGACCUGGAGGCCAUCAAGGUCAAGAUGGGAAUACCUCUCAUCAAGUUUGAGGAUGCCAAGGUUGAAUUAGACCCUUUUGUUCAGUACCAUCCAUUUGAAACUAGUGCUUUGCUUAUAAAUUCAAUCAUCACUCAUUACACUGAGGAACUAAAAAGCCAGGCAGCCAAGAUCCUGGGUUCUGUAGACUUCCUGGGGAAUCCCCUGGGUCUGGUGAAUGAUGUGACUGCUGGGAUCUCUGGGGUGGUCAGAGAGGGCAAUAUAGGGGGACUGUUUACCAAUGUGGCCCAUGGCUUCACCAACUCUGCUGCCAAGGUGACUGGUUCUCUGUCAGAUGGUCUUAGUAAGCUGACCUUUGAUGAGCAGUACCAGACUGUGAGGCAGCAGAUCAAGAAUGAAGGGGACAGUGGUGGCAAUAUUAUAGCAGGAAUCAAAGGGUUGGGCCAUGGCUUGGUGGGAGGUCUCACCAGUAUUGUACAGAACACAGUGCAGGGGUACAGCAGUGGAGGGGUAGAGGGUAUGAUGGCAGGGCUGGGUCGUGGUAUGGUGGGCACUGUCACCAAGCCAGUCACAGGAAUGCUGGACUUUGCCUCCCAUACAGCCACCGCCAUGAGAGACACCAGUCGUACCAGCAGUGCCAGGAGACAGAACAGGCACCGCAGUACCAGGCACUGCCUGGGCCCCGGGGGACUCCUGCCAGAGUACUCAGAACAUGACGCCCUGGCACAGACCUUCCUCUACUUGCUGAAUGAUGGGGAUUACUCUGAAAGAUACAUUGCCAUGAUCCCAGUGAAGAGUGGUCAGGAGAGUCUGAGAGUUCUGAUCACCAGUGACCAGCUGUAUUUUCUACGCCAUGAAUCUCCAGACAUGGACAAUGUCACCCUGCAAGUGCCCUAUGAGGAACUGAAGGGAUGCAGGGUCAUAGAUUUAGUCCAGAAUGAUGGAACCCUUGGCUACUAUGUCCAGUUGUCCAUAUCCAGCAGUCAAAAUGGAGGGGCAGCCCCUGAUAUACCUCUGAGGACCCCGCAGAUUAGAUGUGAUAGCGAGAUGACAGCCAUGCAGGUAACAGAGCAGAUUCUAUACGCUAAAAACCUGUUUGAUGAAAAAAGACAAACAGUGGAUGCUGGAGAGGAGGAAAACCAAGCAGAAUUAUUUUCAUGAGAUUCAAAAGAUAUGCAAAAGUUUAUUUUGUGAAAAAAAACAAAGAUCUACUCCAAAGCAGAGUAUAGGGUUUUGUGCAGUGUGAGAAAUUGUAAACUGACCUCUUGGAUGUUGACAGGAAAAACCAGCAGACUUUUGGAAGUUGUUCUUGAAUGUGCCAUAAGUGUUAAAUGUCUUAGUGGUUGGUCUUACCAGAAAUGUUACAGUGUCAUUUGCACAAGUUCUUAAUUUGAGCAGCAUCAACGUGUAUUUGCAAUUGGGGAAAAAAGCUUUUUUGAAAAAUAGAUUUUAAUGGUGCUUGCAAAAAUAAUGACACAUUAGAUGAGAAUUAAUGGUUGUUUAUGGAAUUAUUGUGCUUUCAUUGAAUCACAUUGAAUUAUUGAAUUUUUUGUGCCAAUAUGAGCACUGCUCUGUUAUUAAUUUACAUGGCAACUGUGAUAGAUAAUAUAUUAACAUGUUCAUCUAGUCAGAUGGUAAAGGUUGUGUAUAUUGGUGCUUGUAUUGUGGAAUUUGUAAUUAUAUCUGACAUUUGUGGAUGUGAUCAGCAAUACACAUGUAUUUUUAAUUAACAACAAUAUUGUUGGUGGAUUGGGGCUUGCUUAUCAUCAAAGUUUGCUGUACCUUCAUUAUCCAUUUGUGCAAAAAAUACAAUAGUUGCUCAAGUCCAAUGAUGUUACAGAAUCUUUUUACACCAUUUAACAAAAAUGCCUAGUUUCAUUUCGUUACUAAACACAGGAGGCGUAGUUUGUGUAGACCGCAUUAAUUACAUCUUGAGAAUGCCCUCAUUAAAUAUUGUUACAAUUUAAUAGUUAUAUUUUACCCCAAAGUGCAAGGAAUUUCUUUUUGGAGCAGAGGUAUUUUCGGCAAUUUUAGACAGAGUUCCUGUGCUACAUUGUCUUAACAGUCUUAAACAUUCAAAUUCAGAAUAAUGUUAUAGAAUUUCAUAAUGCUUAUUUUGAAUGGAAUAUUUCCCUAAAAAGGAAGAAACUUGUAAAAUGUAAAUAAAGAUUUUAUUGUUGAAUCCCACUUAUUCAUGUGUUCACAAGAGUUUCAAAUUAUUUACAUAUCAUGUAAGUCUGUAUUGGGAGGAAUCAAUUCUUGAAAUCAGUCACCAAAUGACCCUACAUAUGACAGCCCUUUUGUGUACUAGCUUUUCUACAGUAACUAAUAUUUCAUUACAUGUUGAUUACAUUAUUUCUUAAAACAAUUCGAAUAGUAAAUAAGUUCACCUUAAAUCAGCAACUAUCUAUGCUUUGAGAUCUAGAACUUGUCAUCCUGUGUACUGCAACUAAACCCUGCCGAUUCUGUACACAGCUACAUAAAUAUCAGAGCCAAGGCAUAACAAUUGUAUUAACAUAAUAUUAUAGUUAGUCUAUAACUAAUAAAUCAAUGUUCACGUUCAGUUUCUUACUUCUCAUACUAAGAUUCUGAUUUAACUCUUGAAAUUUUACAUUCAAAAAGAGCCCACUGCACACCUAUUGCUGUAACUAAUAAUUCCAUAAACAAUUUUCCAACUGUCCAGUGGCUUGAGUUAUUUAAUAAAACCCAAUCUUAAAUUCUGGUCCAAAUAACUCCUGUUAUUCCUAUUAUAACAUAGAGCAGCUCACUUUCCAAUGUUUGAAGUUAUUUUGCUUCCUUUAAGAGAUUUUGUUGACAAUGUUGCUAAUCACCAAAAUUAACCAGUCUAUCUUGAGCAUCUUGCUCAGAAGAUGAGGCUAUCCAGGUGAAUAGCCUCUGUCCAGGUAAUGUACUUGCCCCCCUCCCAACCUACAGACUUGGAAAUUGAAGAAAAAUUACUGCCUUAUUCUUAGUGCAUAACACAGCCCACAAAAUUCUCUAAAUUGAAUGCCACAGGUUUUCAUCCACUACUCCUGAUGUACUACCAGAGUAUUCUGAGAGCUGCUUCCUGGAGAAUCAUCUGAAGUAGUGAACUCAACUUUGUACAUCUCGCCGUUUAUUUCGAUGUAAUCUCCAGAAGACAGAUUCAUCAGCUGUUCAGCAGAAAGCUGAAUGUCUGAGGCAGCAUCUCCAAUGAUGGUUUUCCCUCCCUGCGCCCCGCCAGUCACUGAC